Messenger RNA from Penicillium alfredii, 1245 nucleotides. Its product is annotated as saccharopine dehydrogenase family protein. The record is from RefSeq and is a predicted model, not a curated record. Gene Ontology annotation, cellular component: lipid droplet; plasma membrane; mitochondrion. Lineage: Eukaryota; Fungi; Ascomycota; Eurotiomycetes; Eurotiales; Aspergillaceae. Gene Ontology annotation, biological process: glycolipid biosynthetic process. The transcript is spliced from 5 exons. Bases 1 to 1245 code for a protein of 414 amino acids.
AUGGCUGCCAUUCGCCCAUACGACCUGGUUCUCCUGGGUCCCACCGGCUACACCGGUCGAUUCUGUGCGGAUCAUAUCGUCCAGAAUCAUCCUACCGAUUUGAAAUGGGCUAUCGCUGGCCGUUCGGCGUCCAAGAUGGAGCUCAUCGCUCAGGAGCUCAAGACUCUUAACCCGGACCGCGUCCAGCCAGAUGUCCUCGUGGUUCAGCUCAACCUUACAGAACUGAACGAGCUAGCUCAGAAGACGAAGCUGGUCAUCAACUGUGUCGGCCCUUAUCACCUCUACUCGACUCCAGUGGUGGAGGCAUGUGCCGCCAAUGGAACUCAUUAUGUUGACGCGACUGGCGAAACGCCGUGGAUCAGGUACAUUAUCGACAAAUACCACGAGUCGGCCAAGGCCAAUGGUGCCAUUAUCAUUCCCUCGGUUGGGGUAGAGAGUGCCCCGGCCGAUAUCCUGGCAUGGUCUCUUGUCAAGCGAGUUCGAGAGGAUCUCUCGUCCCAAACUAGGUCAAUCAACAGCACUAUAAAGGAAAUGAAAUCCUCUGGUGCUAGUGGCGGCACCCUGAACACGAUUCUGAGCAUCUUCGACUGGCGUCCCAUGUCCGAGAUGCCCGAUUCGUUUGGCCCGUACUCGCUGACAGCAUCUGCGCCACCCAAGGAUAUUCCCGGUGAAACUAUCCUGCAGAAGCUAUUCGGUGUGCGCUCGAUCCGCGACCUGGGCUCCGUGACCACGUCUCCGAACGGAAUGGCCGACGUUGCCCUUGUGCACCGCAGCAGCAGUCUUAUGCCCGAGCUUUACGGCCAGCGGUUCGUCUUCCACCAGUUCCUGUCCGUGCGUAACGCCUUCAUCGGCGUCGCCAUCCAUGUGGGUUUCCUGCUCGGGAUGUCGCUGCUGAUGAUCCCGCCCGUGCGCUGGCUCCUGCGCAAGUUUGUCUAUUCUCCGGGAAAUGGACCCAGCCGAGAGGACUCGCUGAAUGACCGCCUUGAAUACCAUGCCGUCGCAACUGCAGACCAGUCCUCCACGGCCCCGCAGCGCAUGUUCGGCAAGCUGUCCUAUGAGGGAGGCAUGUACCUCUUCACCGGAUUGCUGCUGGCCGAGGCUGCCAUGGUAAUUCUCAAGGAAGAGGAGAAAGUCAGAAAGGUCUCGCGGGGCGGGAUCGUCACUUCGGCUACUCUGGGCCAGGACUUUGUCGAUCGCCUGGAGAAGGUCGGCUGCCAUAUUGAAACCAAGGUCUUCCAUUAUUAA